This is a messenger RNA of Spirometra erinaceieuropaei, 731 nucleotides long. NCBI's taxonomy places the organism in Eukaryota, Metazoa, Platyhelminthes, Cestoda, Diphyllobothriidea, Diphyllobothriidae. The record is from the annotation of a GenBank genome assembly.
AUGGUAUGUAGCCUCUUUCGCCAUCUGUGCCGGCCAAUGUCAUGUUCUAACAUUCUUAUACCAAUUUUAUCUCCCAGGCGGACCAGCUCACUGAAGAACAGAUCGCGGAAUUCAAGGAGGCGUUCUCUUUGUUCGACAAAGAUGGAGACGGCACCAUCACCACUAAGGAGCUUGGCACCGUUAUGCGCUCCCUUGGUCAAAAUCCCACCGAAGCGGAGCUUCAGGAUAUGAUUAACGAGGUUGACGCUGAUGGUUUGGUCGUUAGUUAUGCCUAACCGUGCGUAAUAGGCAAUGGCACGAUCGACUUCCCUGAGUUCCUUACUAUGAUGGCCCGAAAAAUGAAAGACACAGAUAGCGAGGAAGAGAUCCGAGAGGCCUUCCGGGUGUUCGACAAGGACGGCAAUGGAUUUAUUUCCGCCGCCGAAUUACGGUAUGAUUAGAUAGCUGUUGCCGAAGGCCUUCACUGUAGGCACGUAAUGACCAACCUUGGGGAGAAAUUGACCGACGAGGAGGUGGACGAGAUGAUACGUGAAGCUGACAUCGAUGGUGAUGGACAAGUCAAUUAUGAAGGUAAGAAAGUACCUGUGCUCCGUGUCCAGCUGUCGUAAAUUCCGUGGACCUACACUUACUGCUGUUUUUUGUCUUGCAUGCCGCCGUCCUUCCCGUUAUCGCCGUUGUUUGCUGUCAAUGGCCGCACUGAAGAAUUCGUGAAAAUGAUGCAGUCGAAAUAG